GGAUAAUCCUGACCCAAGGGCCCAGCGAGUCUCUGCAGGCCUGGCCAGGAGGCAGGAGCUUCGAUGACAUCACCCGUCCUUAUCAGAGACAUAAAAGCACCUGCGGGAACUGCAGACCUUCUCCUGAUUCCGCUGCAGCCAACCCAGAGCCAUGACUCCCCGAUGCUACAUCCUGGCUGUCUGGGCCGCUCUCUGCAUCAUCAGCCUCCUCUGCUCACAGGGAGCCCCAGUGUCCCCCACGGGUGCUCACCUGAUGCUGUGCCAGUCACACUCAAGGUGUGAGGACAGGUUCUAUGACCCCCAGCAGCACUGUUGCUAUGACGAUGCUGUGGUGCCCUUGAGCGCUUCCCGGAAGUGUGGAAACUGCACCUUCAGGAUCUGCUAUGAGCAGUGCUGUCCCUGGUCAUUCAGACCCCAGGAGACCUUCGUGGUAAAAGUGAGAGGCCAGGCGUGUUCCUUCGGCCCAUUCCCGGGUGACAGGGUUUGUUCCAGGUAA
Myotis daubentonii (Daubenton's bat) is the source of this 496-nucleotide messenger RNA. RefSeq names its product insulin growth factor-like family member 1. The record is from RefSeq and is a predicted model, not a curated record. Lineage: Eukaryota; Metazoa; Chordata; Mammalia; Chiroptera; Vespertilionidae. The transcript is spliced from 3 exons. The coding region runs from base 152 to 496 and encodes 114 amino acids. Gene Ontology annotation, molecular function: signaling receptor binding.